This is a messenger RNA of Macrosteles quadrilineatus (aster leafhopper), 1905 nucleotides long. RefSeq names its product venom carboxylesterase-6-like. The transcript has a single exon. Lineage: Eukaryota; Metazoa; Arthropoda; Insecta; Hemiptera; Cicadellidae. The record is from RefSeq and is a predicted model, not a curated record. Bases 1 to 1713 code for a protein of 570 amino acids.
AUGCUGUUAUUAUACGUUGUUGUGUUUGUUUUAUCUACUUUUGAUGUCAAAGCAUUGGAAUAUCCGGUAGUGCAAGUGGACCAAGGUGCUUUACAAGGAGUGGAGGACCAAACAACAUUGGGGAAGAAGAUUUACAAGUUUGUUGGAGUGCCUUAUGCCAAACCACCUGUGGGCAAGAACAGGUUCGAGGAGCCCAAGCCAGCUGAGAAAUGGCAAGGUAUUUACCCAGCCACUCAACACAGUUCUGUUUGUUUGCAGCAUAUGUUGAACUAUGACAGCCCAGAUUUGAUAACGGGAGAAGAAGACUGCCUGUAUUUGAACAUUUACACCCCGGCACUAUCCAACUCGUCAAAUCUUCCAGUUGUGGUUUAUUUCCACGGGGGAGCGUUUAUGUUCGGAACUGGGCACAUUUUCACUCCUCAUUUUAUCCUGGACAGAUUCGACUUUGUGUACGUAUCAGUCAACUAUCGACUCGGCCCUUUUGGGUUUUUGAGCACCGAAGAUGAAAUUGUACCUGGGAAUAAUGGACUCAAAGAUCAAGUGUUGGCUUUGAAAUGGCUGAAUCAAAAUAUUGCUGCGUUCGGAGGUAACAAAGACGAUGUUACUCUCUCAGGGUUGUCUGCUGGCGGAGCCAGUGUGCAUCUGCAUUACCUCUCCCCUCAGACUGCAGGAUUGUUCCAGAGAGGAAUCUCCAUGAGCGGAUGUGCCUUGAAUCCUUGGGUGUUGGCUGAAAAGUCGGCAGAGAAGGCAAAACAACUUGCGUCUUCUGUUGGGUGUCCAAUUGACACUUCUGAACAAAUGAUCAAUUGUUUGAAGAGAAAACCUGGACGGAAUAUACUUGAACAGUUAAAGUCCUUGUUCUGGCCUUGGGAAACACUCCCUUUCUCUCCUUUUGGAGUUGUAGUAGAGACUUCUGGGAAGAAUCCAUACUUGUCCGAACACCCUUUGAAACUUAUCUCAGAAGGAAAGGUGGCAGAUCUUCCUUGGCUGACCAGUGUUACAAAGGAUGAAGGCCUUUAUCCUGCUGCUAUGUUUAUCGAUCGGGAAGAACUUCUCAGUGAAUUAAAUGAUAACUGGAACCAGAUAGUACCCCACAUCUUGGACUAUAACUUCACUAUUCCAUCGGAUGAUAUGAACAGUGUAAGUGAGAAAAUUAGACAGUUUUAUUUUAAAGGGGAUCAUGUUUCGAUUCAAAAUCGAAACAAACUUAUCACCCUGAUAGGUGAUAGGUUGUUUAAGGUAGAUAUGGAAAGAGCAUCACGGUUACAAGCAAAAGAAAAUCAGUCACCUGUGUACUUUUAUGAAUUCGCAUAUCAGGGUAAAUACAGUUUCUCCAUGUAUUUCACCAAGUUUAAUGAAACCUAUGGAGUAAGCCAUUGUGAUGAUUUGCUAUACAUUCUUAAUUUUCCAAUGUUGACACCUUUGGAGGUGCUGGAAGAUAAGGAGGUAAUGCUGAAAAUGACAGAAAUCUGGGCCACCUUUAUUCAAUCCGGAAAACCUUCUGUAGGAAAAGAUGUUGUAUGGGAACCAGUUUUAGGAAAUUCUGAGAACUUCAAAUAUUUGUUGAUUAACUCUAGUAAGGACAUAAGAAGACAGUCUGCUUCAGAGUUCGGCAACAGAGGAUUUUGGGAUAUGAUAAAAUUUGAUGAACUUGAACAUUCAGCUGAAAUAAUGAGGUUGAAGGUUAAUUGUAGUGUAAGUAAUUAUUUAUAAGUACAAUAUUAUACAUCUUCACUUCAUAAACAUGACUACCCACAAUGCAGAGCAUAUUUUAAGGGAUUUCCACUGGGCAACAGCGGUGCCCGACUAAGCAAUGUCUAAUCAACCAAAAUAUGUGCCUAUUUGAAGUAAAAGUAAGAACUUAGCAUUCAAUUUUUAAUUACUCCUAAACACCCCCUGAACAAG